AUGUCCUCUGUUAAAAAUACGCAAGAAUUAGAAGAAAUUAUAACAGCAAAAGCUGAAAAACGUUUGAAUGUUAUGAAUGAGUUGGAAACAACUGAGCUGGAUUACGUCAUGUGUUUAGAAUUGUGUUACAACUUGUUUCAUGACAAAGAUGCCUACGACUGUCCCACAAAUCUUGAUGUAGAUGCUUUGUUUGGAAAUAUGCUCCAAAUUAUAAAUCUUUCCAAGAAUUUUCAUACAAUGUUGAAGAAAUGUUCUCAAGUUAUUUCUUGUUUUUUAGAACUGGAAAAUGAUUUUAAGCGAGUCUACACACAAUACUGCAGGAACCAUGAUAAUGUUAUUGCGCUGCUUGAAAAAUAUGAUGUUGAUGAAGAAUGCCAGAAUUUUAUGCAGAGGAUGAUGCAAAAAAUGAAAUCGAAGAUGGUCGUUUUUGAUUUGGGGUCCAUCCUCAUCAAGCCUGUUCAAAGAAUUCUUAAAUACCCGCUCCUUCUCAGUGAAUUAGAUAAGGUUUUUUAA
Helobdella robusta is the source of this 513-nucleotide messenger RNA. RefSeq lists its product as hypothetical. The transcript has 3 exons. Gene Ontology annotation, molecular function: guanyl-nucleotide exchange factor activity. The record is from RefSeq and is a predicted model, not a curated record. The coding region runs from base 1 to 513 and encodes 170 amino acids. NCBI's taxonomy places the organism in Eukaryota, Metazoa, Annelida, Clitellata, Rhynchobdellida, Glossiphoniidae.